CUGCGCGUGCGUGACACGUGAGCUGGGAGCAGGAGGAUGAGGAGGGUGAGGGCGCUCGAGAGCUCCACCGCGUCCAGCCGGUGAAAUCCACGCACACGCUCACACACGCGGGUGCAAUUGUCGAAGCGCUCGAAGGGACGGCAGACUCGGACCGGAACCGGUGGUGCGCCGCUUCGGCACACUGAUUUGCAGCAUCUCGCUCCCACCGCCUCUGCCUCUGCUCCGGAGGGAGGCCCCCAGCGGCGGCGGGAUGUAGCAGCGGAUUAACGGCGGAGGAGGACAGCGGCGGGACGGACGCGGAGGGAAGGACAUGGGGAAGGACCAGGAGCUGCUGCAGGCCGUCAAGACCGAGGACUUGCUGACAGUCCAGCGCCUCCUGCAGAGACCUCGGCCCGGGAAAGCCAAGCUCCUUGGAGCAGCCAAGCGGGUGAACGUCAACAUCCAGGAUGCAGAUGGGUUGUCGCCUCUCCAUCACGCCGCUCUGAGCGGCAACAAGGAGAUGAUCUCGCUGCUGCUGGGGGCUCAGGCAGCAGUGGACAUUAAAGACAAUAAAGGCAUGCGUCCUUUGCAUUACGCCGCCUGGCAGGGCAAGACGGAACCACUGAAAAUGCUGCUGAAGGCCGGCUCGUCCGUCAACGGACAGUCGGACGAAGGGCAGAUCCCGCUCCACUUGUCCGCUCAGCAUGGUCACUAUGACGGGUCGGAGAUGUUACUGCAACACCAGUCCAACACGUGUAUCUCGGACACCGCGGGAAAGACGCCGCUGGACCUCGCCUGUGAAUUUGGCCGUGUCGCGGUGGUUCAGCUGCUGCUCAGCAGCAACAUGUGCGCCGCCAUGCUGGAGCCCAAACCUUCCGACCCCAACGGGGUGUCGCCGCUCCAUCUCGCCGCCAAGAAUGGACACAUCGACGUAAUACGGUUGCUGAUUCAGGCUGGCAUUGACAUCAACAGACAGUCGGAGUCUGGUACAGCUCUGCAUCAGGCUGCUCUCUGUGGGAAGACAGAGGUAGUGCGCCUCCUGCUUGAAAGUGGCAUCAGUGCGGGAGUGAGGAACACUCUGAGUCAAACUGCACUGGACAUCGUGAACCAGUUCACCACCACUCAGGCCAGCCGCGAGAUCAAGCAACUCCUCAGAGACGCGUCCGCCGCCAUGCAGGUGCGCGCGCUGAAGGAUUACUGCAACAACUACGACCUCACCAGCCUCAACAUCAAAGCCGGAGACAUUAUUACGGUUUUAGAGCAGCACUCCGACGGCCGGUGGAAAGGUUGCAUUCACGAUAACCGCACAGGAAAUGACCGCGUGGGCUACUUCCCGUCCAACAUGGUGGAAGUCAUCAAGAGGGCAGGCCUGUCCCCCUCCCAGCAGUGCCACACACUGCUCCUGCGCAGGCCCAACCCGUGUCCCGUUGGCUCGCUCAACGGACACUCGUACCCCCCCUGCAAGGUCCUCCCACUGCACCUGCCCUCCCCUCCCACCCCUCACCCCAACGCGCAAUCCCUCCCGCGCUUCUCCUCGUUCGGGUACGUGCCUCUUCCCAUCUCUCCGCCUUCUCUCUCCACUGCUCCUCCUCCACCUCCUCCUCUGUCUCCUCCUCCUCCUCUCUCCACUUCUCAGGAGCAGCAAAGUCAGACAGGUUCUCGGACCGCCGAGUUGAGUCCUCAGGGCUCUCCCACUUUGGGCCAGCAGAGCAGCACCAGUGAGGACAUCUGGGUACUGCGCAAACCGCUCGCAGGGGGCGAACGCAGCGGCAGCGUGGGUAGCCUCGGAAGCGCUCGGUCAUCGAGCAGUUUGCAGGGCUCGGGGAACACGCAUGUGUUGACCACGCCCGCACCCAGUCCUCAUCCAGCGCUGACGCCGGGAGUCAACACGCACGGCCUUAACGCUCCGGGCCUGAAUGCGCAAGCUGAGGGGGUGAAGCUCCUGGCCACUGUCCUGUCCCAGUCGGUAAAAGCCAAGGAGCAUCUCUUGGAGCAGUCGCAGUCCGUUGAACAAUCAGCGAGUUCUUCUUCUUCCACUGUUCACGAGCAGCGGCCGUUCGAGCGCAAGGCAGAGGAGGAUGAUGGGAAAAAGCAGGCAGUAGUGGCGUGGCUGGGUGAGUUUCAGCUGCAGUUCUACACCACCCACUUCCUCACGGCGGGAUAUGAUCUAGACACCGUUAGCCGCAUGACCCCUGAGGACAUGACGGCGAUUGGGGUCAUGAAGCCUGGACAUCGUAAGAAGUUAAUGUCAGAGAUCAGCAAGCUGCCCUCCGCGGACUGGCUGCCAGACCACAAACCCGCCAAUCUGGCAGAUUUCCUUUCUCACUUGGGUCUCAGUCAGUACUACCAGGUCCUGGUGCAGAACGGUUAUGAAAACAUUGACUUCAUCUCUGACAUCAGCCUGGAGGAUCUUCAAGAGAUCGGUAUCUCGAAACUUGGCCACCAGAAGAAGCUGAUGUUGGGAGUGAGGAGACUGAAGGACUUACAGAGAGGAGGAGUCGGUCCGGAGGCUCGAGAGAGUCCCUCCACACCUCCACCUAGUCCAGGCGGCAGCAGUAUCUCGGAGCCCCACACAGAGGCGAGGAAACAGCGGGAGGGUGGUCCAAGCCCGUUGGCGAAACCACGGCAGAGUGUCUCUCAUUCCCAAAAUGCCCCGCAUGCGCUGCUGCAAACUCCGCCACAAACCCCCACGCACACUCAAAACCAGCAGGCCUCCCCAAGAGCUCGGCCGCGGCCCUCCAACCAGCAAGCAACGGCGGCAGAUUCGCCCGUGCCGAUGCUCCGGCUACCAAGCGAGGAGGAGGAGCGACGGAGAACUCACAGUUUGAUUGGCUCCGAAACAGACUCACGCUACGCCACCGUGUGCCGCAGUAGCUCCGCUCGCACCCCUGCGGUCGCCAACGAUGUCACCGUCAACCGCAGCCAGUCGUCGGUCACACUCCGUCCUCGCCGGAAAGGUCGGCCCCCGACGCCUCCCAAGCGGUCCUGUUCUUCCAUCACCGGGGGUGACGGGGAGGGAGAAGGACAAGGGGAGGGUUUCCUCGGCCUGCCAACUUUUCGAGAGAGGCGAGCCAGCGACUGCGGCAGCUUGGGGUCGGCUUUAAGAUCUCAGGAGUCAGCGGGCCUGGAGAGAUCAGAGGGGGCUUCAGGGAGCGUGCGCAGCCUCGCCGCCAUGCUCGAGACUUCCAUUGUGAGCGGAGCCAAAACCCUGCCGAGGAAUCUUGGAAGCAGCACCAACUACCUGCAGGUCAGCCCCCCCACGCUCCGUCGCCAGGCCGGCUCAGGCGGUCUUGGAUCGGAAGAUGACUACGUCCUAAAUCGACGCAGGACCAUCGGCGGACCUGAGGGCGACGGGGAGGCCCCCAGGCAGCCGCCACAGCAACGUCCAGAACCGCGACCCCGCUCCACUGUCGUCUCCUCCGCCGCAGAGAUCUCAGACGGCUCGGCGACCCUCCGAAGGAAACCUCGUCCUCCUUCGAAGGACCCGGAAGUGCCCGUGUCUCCCACGGUCGUCACCAUGACAACUGGCUCUGACACCUUACGCAGGAGGCAGCGCGUAGUUGAGCAAUCAGAAGGCGUCAUCCAAAUAAACAAUAAACAAUCAGACUCUCCCAGAGGUCCGGCCGAUAGUAGCCGGCAACAGAACGGCGGCGUGGUGCUGAGGCGGAGGCCUGUGUCGGAGGCGUCUGAUAGGACAGAGAAGAGUAGGGAGAGCUGUGAGUGGAUGGAGGCCAGGAAGUCCCUGAAGCCACCAGUCUCGUCCAAACCUUCCUCAGUGACGCUGAGGAAGACGCAAGCGGACCCCCCAACCCCGACGCGACGGGUCCCCAUAUCUGGUCCUGAUAGCGCUGACACGGCACAGAGUCCUGAGGCAAAGCGUGUUCCUCCUCCCGUGUCGCCCAAACCUCGCGGGCCUCCAACAGCUCCCAAACCUGGCAAAGCUACUGUGGCCUCGACCGCUGUGAGCCCCGUAGCCACCGCCGCCCCCAAGCACUCCCCGCCGCCGUCCGCCGCCCCUCUGCCCGCUCCCGACACCCCUUCCGGCCCGUCCCUCUCACCGGGACUCCCCCUAACGUCUCCCUCGCCCGCCCAGAGCCCAUCCACGCCGUCCCCUCAUCCCGUCAAACCGCCGCGCUCCUCCAUCGCUGGCCUCUCCAUCGACCUGGUGGGAAUGCAGGAGGAGGAGGAGAGGAGGAAGGAGCGGGAGCAGAAGAAGCACAAAGAGGAAGAGGAGGAAGAGGAGAGGACAUCGUCACAGAGGGAAGGAGAUGCGGAGGAGGAAGAGGAGGAGGGGCAGCAUCGUCUGGAGGAGACUAGCGCCUCUUUGGCUGCAGCUUUACAGGCUGUAGAACACAAAAUACAAGAGGAUGAUGCACACAAUGACAAAAAGACAACAGUGUCCAUCCUGGAUGACAUCGGCAGCAUGUUCGAUGACUUGGCCGACCAACUGGACGCCAUGCUCGACUGAUCUCCCGAGUUUCGACACUUCCCGUCCGUCCAUCCGUCGCCUUUCUCUGGAUAGCGUCGAGAAACCGCUCCAGUCCAGAGGCUGCGAACGUCUGCGUUUUGCACCCAAGUGUCCAGGAAGGUGUCCUCCUCUUGGUUCUCUUCGGAUGCCCACCACGCUUUCCAUGCACUCAAACACACAUUCGAACAUACACAUAAAAUAACAUGGCCUGCGAUGCUCUGAGCUGACUGAGAAGCACAAUCAUUCUCCUCAUCUCUACAGACGAGAAGAAAACAAAAGCACAUGGACUGACUUGCUGGAGGGGAGAGCGAGACAGACAGGAAACAGACAGUUGAGCGUUUAUUUAAAAUAAAAAAAAAAACAUGAAAAGUAGACCACUUCCGUCCCUGUCUGCCAAGGAUGCAGUUUUCCCGCUUCUCUUCUUCCGUAUGAACGAUGGAGCGCGCUCCACUGAAGUUCCCGAUGCGUGUGUGAUGCGUUGUCUGUUCAUGUCGUUGUUGUUGCUGUUGUUGUCGUCCAGUUACGAGCGUGGUGUCCUAUAACGAAAUGUCAGUGUCCUCCUUCCGAUAAUUCACACUAUAGUUAUUCCAAAGAUCGGAAUUACGUGUGCCCGGGAAUUCCAGGGGACACCAAAACACCAGAGGUGGGGGACUGGAGUCAUUUGACUUGACUCAAGUCAGACUUCAGUCACCAAUUUUAGGACUUGGGUCUUGCUUGACUAAAACAUACGAAAGACUCAACUUUGACUUGGUAUUCAUUUGACUUGACUUAAACUACAUAAGUCUUGACUGUUUGCAUUUGACAUUCCUCUUUUAAUGACAAGACCGUGUGAUAUUAGUUUUGUGUUUUUUUGGGGUUUUUUUGUCUUUUGCAUGCAAAUUUGGCAACCUACUGGUAUGCUACAACAGUGAUUCCCAAGCAGGAGGAAAUUAUCCAAUUUCACUUCAUUUGUCCAGGAUUAUCUAUUAAUAAUGACCAAUAUAUCUUUGUUCAUCUACAAAUGCCGGCGACAUAUAGUGACAGGCAGAACAAUUAAGUUCGAUGACUGAAGGUACAAUAAACCUGUGUGGUGUGUAUCCAGCUGUUGCCAUUUACACAACAGAAUAAGCCUUGGCUUACUUGCGAGUAUAACAGCUUUGUGCUCAAUUAAACAGACCCAGAUUUCACACUGAGAAAGUCAAUUUGGGAGUCAGCUGAGAUGACAUCAUCAUUAUUUCAAUAUUCAUACUUUUUUGUCAUGUUUUCUAAUGUAAAAUGUGUGCCUUGGCGCCACAACCGUUUGGAAACACAGGUUACUAGGGUAACGCAGCAACCUGAGACUUGCUUGAAAUUUAAAGGUUAAGACUGAAGACUUGAGACUUGCACAUAUAUGACUUACUCCCACCUCUGUCAACACACAAACAUACCCUCACAUCCUAUUUUAAUCUUGCUGGUUGUUUCGGUGGUGUGUUUGCUCAGAAUUGUAAUUACAUACACACAUUAUGCAAAGACACAGACAAGCACAUGGUGUAUCCCUCUCGUCUCGCUGCAGUCGACAGUGUUUUUCAAAGAUAAUCCUAUAUUUCAAUGCUUUAUAUGGUAAAUCCAGUAUAGUUUAUGAUAGACACAGUAUCUGGUUGUUUGAGCUGUUAGAGCUCCCUCUAUUGUUGAUUAGUAAACCUGCCUCUGCGCCCCCCCCCCCCGCCCCUUCUCCAACCCAGUGUGUCAAUUAUCUGUUUACUCUGCAUCUCUCUGUGCCUUGGUAGUGUUCUUUCAUACUUUUUCUGUUGUUGUUGUUGUUUGCCUACUAAUUUUGUUUGAUGCUCCCCCAGUUCCCUCAUUAAUCUCCCAGUGUAUCCAUGUUAGAAGAUGCUUGUAGGUUUGUUCAGUAUACGACCAUUGAGAAGCAUUUUUGCAAGCCCUACUUUAAGCUGUUAUAAAUCACUUUUGCUGCCUCUUUCCCUCUGAGCUUUUUCCAAUUUCCAGUGGUGGAACCUCUCCAUGUAGGAUAAAAACCGCCAUGCAUCCCCAAUAAAGUCCACUCGUAUUUUUAUGCCCUUUGGAAAAAGAUUAAAAAAUAUAUUUGAGAGACAGAUAUAUGUGAAGAAUUACAAUAUUGUUUAUGGAUCAGAGGGGAGCUUAUCAAGUCUGUACAUUUUUGACUGAAUGUGCUGUGAAGGCUGUCGUGCUACAGUCGGUUCUAAAGGUUACGUUUUCUGCUGUGACGAUGCAUUCCUGUACAGAUGUGAACUGAUUAAAUGUAAGGAUUAAAUUUACGCACGUUCUCGGCUCCAAUUCAAUUUAUGGCGGCAUCCUCUGCACGUCGCUGUCGAGGUACAGGCUCUAUCUAGCGUUAUAUAUAUCUAUGUUGUCAUAGAUAUGAACACUAGAUACAACACCCCCGCUGUAGCAGCCUUGAUAACCGACGUGCCGACGUGGCAUCCAUGUUGUGAAGGUCGUCGUUACUUUCGCAACCUAUUUUAAUGAGGGUUACUGUUUUGUCAACACGAAAGCGUUUGUUAUCAAUACAUAAAAAAUGUUUUCCAUGUGAAAGGGACUCCCUGUUCCCUUGUCGUAAUUGUAUGGAGUUUUAAUGCAACCGUCGCCGUCGGCACGGAGCACAAAAUGGGCGGCUCCAUUGCUAUAAUGAAAAAAUAUCGGAAGCGGAGGGGCGGGACUUCCGCUUUCCAUUUUGUCUCUUUCCGUUUCCGCUCUUUCCUUUCUUUCUGCAAUGGAGGACCACGUUGCCGUCUCUGUUCGAGUUUAUUUAACACCAAAUGGCAAAUACGGUCCAAAUGGUUCUCUGCUUUACUUUUUUAAUUAUUACCGGUAUAGAAGAAAAGAACAUAGCUGAGGUGGGUAUUUUUAUUUUUAAACACGCUUCUGAGCACGAGACCAUGUGGCGUCGAGGCAUGUGAAGAGAAAAGUUAGAUUAAAUCGUUUCAACAAGUUGUAGCUUUAACAUGUUAAUAAAAUAAACUCAUUUACAUCUAGGUGCGUUUAGUUUAACCAUCUGACUUAAAUAAUUGACUCUCUCAGAAAACUUCUCAGUACACGAGGAACCCAUUUAUUUGCACAGUUUUUAUAAAAUGGCCCCCAGCAAAAGUUAUGUUUUUUUUUUUUCUCUCCUUCCCCCCCAACGGUUCUUUCCACAGUGCGAGGGCAUUAAAAGGAAUGAAGGCAAGGUCCCAAAGAGGGUCUGCUCUGAGUUAGGGUACAUUACACCUGGCUGGAUGUGAGAGAUGUAGCAUGUUGGAAAGGUGUCAAUCAAAAGGGACGGGCCCGGGUUGAGGACGCCGUUCGCCUGACUGCAUGUGAGAGCUGUUUUCAGGCCACCGCUUAAAAGAUGACGCUUCGUUUUGAAUAAGAAAACGGCACGGGGAUUGUGCCGUCUCUGGUUGACCACGGACUGGACACCAGCUCCUGCACUUACUGUUAAACGCCCUUACUGUUUUUAUUUAUUUUUUUGUCUUGGAGUAUGUCAAUAUUUAAAAUUUUAUUCAAUGAUUUCAUUAUCUAUUUUGAGUUUGAUGGGUGAGAAUGACAGAUUUCGUGAUACGCACGGGACAACAGAAGUGCCAAAAUUAAAAAGUGAAAUACCGAACUAAUUAAUGACGCAUUUAUAUAUUUAAUUUAGGCACUGUUGGUCCUCCAUAUGGGGAAGGAUGAGAAUCUACUCAGGAAAUUGCUCAAUUUCUCUUAUUUUCUUAUUUCUUCUUGGAAUAAUACGGCUAAUCUUUACUGGAUAAAGAUUUGGAAUUUAACUUGGAAAUAUUUGAUUAACGAUAAAAUGAAAGUAAAUUCAAAAAUACUUUAUAGGCUGUACCCAUGUAAAGUUUUUCGACAACAGUUCAGAAAAGACUGAUGCUAAUUGUUUUUGUGAAGAAUCCCCUGAAGAUGUUUUUCAUUUAUUUUGGAAUUGGCUAUUGUGUGCCAAUUUAUGGAACUGUAUUUAUAACUUGAUUUCUCUUUGUAUAGAACACUGGUGGUCCGGGGGCCAGAUCCGGCCCGUCCCAUCAUUUUAUGUGGCCCGCGAAAGCAAAUCAAAAUUGCUCAUUGUGUUCUGGUGUAAUACCAUUGAGAUAUUUGCAAGCAUUUUUUUGGGUUACCAAUCCCACUUUGAAAAUAAAUGUAAUAGUCGAAAAACA
Phyllopteryx taeniolatus (common seadragon) is the source of this 8574-nucleotide messenger RNA. Its product is annotated as caskin-1-like. The record is from RefSeq and is a predicted model, not a curated record. The transcript has 25 exons. NCBI's taxonomy places the organism in Eukaryota, Metazoa, Chordata, Actinopteri, Syngnathiformes, Syngnathidae. Gene Ontology annotation, molecular function: protein binding. The coding region runs from base 311 to 4447 and encodes 1378 amino acids.